GCAGCCACAGGAACCCCCCACCCCCCAUUGCCAAUCGUCAGGCAGGCACCACACUGCAGUGCAGCCGCCAUGGCUCGCCCCGCGCAGCUCUACCUCCUCUCCUACAACUCCGUCCAGACCCUCGGAUGGUUCGUCGCCUUGCUCCGCCUGCUGCCCCGCCUCGCCCCUCCUUUCUCCGUCCACUCGUCGUACGCCGUCGCCGGCGACCUCGUAUGCUUGCUGCAAGCUUCGGCGAUUCUUGAAACGGUCCACGCCGCCGUCGGAUUGGUGCACACAGCACCGCUUCUUGCCUUCUUGCAGUGGGGAGGGAGGACUCACUUCGUUCUCGCUGUGGUGCGGCAAAUCCCCGAGGUUCAGAGUAGCCCUUCCGUGUUCAUAACUUUUAUGGCUUGGAGCAUAUCUGAGGUCAUCAGAUACUCCCAUUAUGCUCUGACUACGUUAAAAGUUUGUCCAGCAUGGCUGACUUACCUCAGGUACACUGCCUUUAUACCGUUGUAUCCAAUUGGAGUAGGCCCAGGAGAAAUGUGGACUAUGUACCAAGCUCUUCCGUUUGUGAAGGAGAGGGACCUCUACUCUGGCUUCUUUGGGGUGUUCUCCAUGAGCUACCAUUCCUUCCUAGUGGCUGUGCUGGCGAUCUACCCGUUCCUGUGGAUGAAGCUGUACCUGCAUGUGUUCAAGCAGCGCAAGUCAAAGCUGGGGAAAGUGGGUGUGAAACCAAGAGUGUUUUGAAUCGUGUUGUGAUGAAAAAAUUGGUUGACUCGUGUGAGUGUAUUGGACUAAUGAGGGUUAGGCCAUGAAAUCUGUGCCUGCAAAACGGUGGUUCGGAUUAUUGUGUAUAAGUGCUUGGGGUCAAUCUUGGUCAACGACAGAUCGAGAUCAAAUUUAGAAAAAGUUGUGGUCUAAUACGGUCGAGGGUGUUAGGUGACAAGGUGGGACAUAGGCGCGUAUGUAAAAACGAAUAUCGUGCGGAAGCCUCGGAUUUUGCAAAGAAAAAUCGCGAAGAAAUUUCGAAGAAGAGAAGGAGCAGUACAUGUGCACGGCAGCAUGCAUACGUACGUACUAAGCAAGGAUGCUGCAUGC
This is a messenger RNA of Oryza brachyantha (malo sina), 1080 nucleotides long. RefSeq names its product very-long-chain (3R)-3-hydroxyacyl-CoA dehydratase 2. Gene Ontology annotation, molecular function: 3-hydroxyacyl-CoA dehydratase activity. Gene Ontology annotation, cellular component: endoplasmic reticulum membrane. NCBI's taxonomy places the organism in Eukaryota, Viridiplantae, Streptophyta, Magnoliopsida, Poales, Poaceae. Gene Ontology annotation, biological process: sphingolipid biosynthetic process; fatty acid elongation; very long-chain fatty acid biosynthetic process. The coding region runs from base 70 to 729 and encodes 219 amino acids. The record is from RefSeq and is a predicted model, not a curated record. The transcript is spliced from 9 exons.